GUCUGCACGUGAUUUUGUUGUGAGGCUUACUUCCUUAUCGUUCUGUAAAGAAGCGUUUCCUCCACCAUACCUCAAUUAUAGAAGUUGGGAAUAGGAAACAUAUGGCGGAAUAAUAUAUAUCAUUGCAUACUGUCAUCAUAUCAACCAGCAUCGUGAUGAUGGAGAAGAUAAUUAAGGAUGUUGGUGAUAUUCAGUCCAGACUGAUUGAUCACAGGCCGGUCCUGCAGGGAGAAAUCAGAUACUUCAUUAGAGAAUUUGAGGAGAAACGCGCUUUCAGAGAAUGCCGCUUGCUGGAAAAUCUGAAUAAGAUGACGUCAGAUAUUAAUGAGCAUGAUUUGCCACGCUGCACCGAGAGUAUGCAUGAAAAACUGUGUGAUGCUCUCACACGACUAGAAGCAGCAAAUCAUAUGGCUCAGAGGAUCCAGCAGAGGGAGCUAGAGGCUGAACAGAACACACAUCUGCAGGUGUGUGCGGAGAUGCGGAAGCAGGACUGGGAAGAGUUCCAGAAAGAGCAGUGCCGUCUGAAGGAGGAGGUGGAUGAGGAGCAUGCCAAAGCUGUAGGCAGACUCAGUGCUCAGUAUGACGAAAUGAAGAAAGACCUGGCCAAACACAGCAGCUUCUGAACCUUAACCUCUGUGUGUGACAGUUCCAACGUUAGUUCACCUGAAAAAUGAAAAUCAUGUUAUUAAUUACUGACCCUCAUUUCGUUCCAAUCCAGACCUUCAAUUAUCUGUGAAACACAAUGAAGAUGAUGUUUUAGAUUAAAUCAGAGAGCUCCCUCAUCCUCCAUGUACAGCAAAUGUCCUGAGAAAUCCAGAAAACAUUUUCUAAACAUUUCAUGUGACUUCAGUGGUUCAACUGUUAUCAUUAAAAAACACUUUUUUGAGCCAAAAAAACUAACAACGGCUUCAUUCUCCCAUGUCUUCCACAUCAGAUCAGGCUGCAUGGUUACUAUAGACAGUGCAAUGUAUUAACAUUAGAUUCAGCAGCGCAACACACAAACAUAGUAUUGGUCGUAGUAAACACACACCCUGGUCAGACGUGGAAGGUCUCUGGAAAUUGACCCUUCGCCAAACCACACCCUAAAACCACCACCCACCAAUCGUGGCUUAGCAACCGUAGCUACGUGCAGGGGCUCUGUCAAGCUUCCGAGCGAGGGGAAACCAAAGCGUUUAUAGCGUGCAUAUGAAUUGUGCAAAUCUGACACCCGGUAUCCUUAAAGUUGGGACAGGGUGGUGGAAUUUUUCCCUUUUCAAAACCUAAAACCCAAGGGGAGAAAUGCCAGCGUGGAUCAAGCUUUGUGAGGGCGGGGUGCCAAAGAGCUUAGAAUGACCAAGAGGCGACACUCAAUAGAACGUUCCAUUGCAACAGCAGCGCACAGCAGCAGCCCUGGAUUCCGCCAUUUUGGAGUGAAAGCGAUCGGCUGUCCAUUGGAUCUUACUGCUGUUGCGAUUGCUGUUGCUUUGUUUUUAUUUAUUUAAAAAGCGUAUUAAAGCUGAGAUACAACCUGAAAGACGACAAUACUGCACUUACUAUGACAAUCAUCAGCACUUUUAAUAGUUUAUUUUACAGACUUAUAAUAUGCUGUUGUUUUAUUGGAGUUUUCAUUACAAAAUGGCCGCCGCGCCAUCUAGUGGCUGUUUCCCAAAUUGCACUAGAGUGUCGCCUCUUGGUGGUUGUAUGCUCUUUGAGGGCGCUAAAGGAGCGAAGUAAGUUGGUUUUGUUUCGAUAUUCCUGACACAAUCAGUGACCGACGGCAAUAACUCACACACCUCUUACCGUGAAAAGAUUUUAACUGUGUUUCCUACAAAAAUACAAAGCAGGUUAUGUUUCCCAGCUGUCUUUCUCUCUUUUUUUUCGCACGAUAUUAUGAGCACUGCUCCGUUCAAGCCCUCGCAAUAGUAGUCAUACUAAUAGCAAUCAUAUUUCCAUCUGUUUCAAGCUACGAAUAUUUGAAAUUACAAAUCAAUAGAGCCAAACCGAGAUAUGAUAACAAUCUGUGCACUUGCGAUUUAAUAUUCUUCACCCGCAGCUGCUUUUCAGUCAUUUAUAACACUCAUGUCCAUGUCAAAACUACAAUUCACCAAUGUUUUCAUCAGUCUUUUGGAGAUUUAGUCAUUGGUGAUGAUGUUAUAGCGGGUUAGUAUCUGCUUUUAUAUUUGGUGUCGGAUUAUUAUUUGCUGGUAGGGAAAAUCUGUUCACUUCAGCUAUUUAUACUUUGAUUUGCAUUUCAAUUUAUUUAUUUGUUCCACUGAACUGCAAAUUAGAAUAGAAACUGGAUAAAGAGCACACAAACAUACUGACAGUUAUAGGUGCUGCACAUUGUUAUGGGUCAAUGAUGUUAAUAUUCGGCACAAUUCCAUCAAUUUUGCCUUUCUGGCAUUUCUAUGAAUGAAUUAUGUAGAAGUACUGUCCAUGCGUGUUUCCAUCUUGUUUAGGUUAAAUUUUAACUGCAAAUUUGAGUCUGAGUAUGAGUCUUGCAUUCAUGUGCUCUGUCAGUGCCCAUAAAAACAUCCAUCAUGGCACAUAUUUGCCUCAAAUCCCUUAGUUUAAAUCUAAGCAUAGGCAUUUUCACAUCAGACAGGAACAGUUAAUAUAUGAUCAUUUUUUUCCUACAUGUGUUUGUAAAAUAUCCGACAUUAAACAUGUCUGAAUGUGUUUAAGGCCAUCUGUGCAACUGCUUUAGAUUGAGAGAGAUCUUAGCCAGAAAUCUGUCCUCUCUUCUCACACGUCCCUGUGUUUUCCACACAAUAGUAAAGGUCAGACGGCACAUUCAAUCUGAGCUGCGUUUGACUCGGGUGGAGUGUUUGAGUUGUCAAUUCUUCAGCCAUAGCAUUUCUUCAGCAUUUAUGCACUGUUAAUGUUAGCAUAACAAAUUUACUAACUGAUAAUAAACGUUUGAUUUAUUUUAAUAAGUUUGAACUGCUUAAGCAUCAACAUGCUACAAUGAACAGUGA
Danio aesculapii is the source of this 2957-nucleotide messenger RNA. RefSeq names its product biogenesis of lysosomal organelles complex-1, subunit 5, muted (gene bloc1s5). The coding region runs from base 156 to 623 and encodes 155 amino acids. The record is from RefSeq and is a predicted model, not a curated record. Gene Ontology annotation, cellular component: BLOC-1 complex; transport vesicle. The transcript is spliced from 5 exons. Lineage: Eukaryota; Metazoa; Chordata; Actinopteri; Cypriniformes; Danionidae.